GGCGCCUGGCUUUGAAAUUGCUUGACGUGUCCCCCGUUUGUACGUGGUGCUGCGAAUUCGCUUCGAGGCGGGGGCUGGAGGAGAAAGCGUGUGAUGGAACGGAAUGAAUGUCAAAGAGCCUCAAGUUCCGAAUCUGAGGGAAGCAGCCUGCUGGACUUGCCUGAUGACAUAACUCCAGAAAGCUUUCUAUUGAAGCCGAACCCUGGGGAAGAUAAAGCAUUUGAUUUAACGCUACCAGCAGUUGAUGCAGGUUAUUUCCUGACAGAACCCAACAAUCAGUAUCUCCCAAGGCCGGAUGCCAAAGGCACCGUCACUCAGUGGCCUUACCUCUAUGAAAGGGGAGAGUCUGCCAGCUGCGAGAACACAGAACACCUUCAACGGAGUGAAAUUGAGGUUUCUGAGCAAAGGAGAGAAGGGGAAUCCACCCUUAGAAAAUCUCUGGAUGAAUUCUACAGGACUUUGUGCCAGAAGAAGCCCUCUGGAGGGAGUCCAAGAUAUGAAUCAACUUCACAGUGUCUGUCCCUUAAGACUGCAGGUCUUGCAGGCAAGGAGGGAAUGAAAUUUAUAGUGAAGAAUCUCCAAAUCGCUCAACUGGUUUUGAACAGAGAGGAGAAUAAAAUCUUUUCCCAGCCUCCCGGCAACCACUUCUGCCUUUUGACUCCUGUCAGUGCCGAUGCUAAUUCAGAGAAAGGAAAAGCAAUCCCUGGACUCUCGGAUGAUGUCUUUCGAUUUAUCUUAAAACAGAAUGCACUGAAAUGAUGCCGAGCUUGAGCGUAUUUCUAAAAUCCAAGAAUUGAUAAGAUUUCUUUAGCUAGGGAAUGAAUUGUUAAUAACAACUUGAUAGAACCAAGAAUAUAAAGAAGGCGCAUGAUUGAAUUGCGUAUAAAGGCACAUAGAGCAAUUGCUCUUAAUUAUUACUUAUGUCAGUGAUUGGAGAGUACAUUUUCUGUACGCAAAAAAAAAAGCUUGAGACUCAGGCUUGAUUAUGUCCAAUAUUAAUAAUUCCUUUUAUUCUAAGAAUAGAAAUGGAUUUGAAAAUGUUCUGUUUGAAAACUAGUAGGCUUUCAGGUUAAAAUAUAAAGCUAGAAAUAAUUGCUUCUACUUCUAAAUGAAUUCAUGAGAGGAGAUAAGCUUUGGAAAGAAUAGCCUUGUUGUAAUGGAGAAACCAGCAAUACAUGGUAUAAACUGUUGAUACGGUUCCUUAUGAUCCUAAAUGUAAUCCUCUGUAUUAUCAUAUGUUGCUUUGACUAAUAGGAGUCAAAAUUCACAUCUAUAAGGUGACAGGUUGCUCUCCUUGCGCUAAUAGAUUAACCUGCUAACCUCCCCAUCUUGGAACACUUCAUGUUUUGUAAUUUUAUUGUAAUUACUUUUGUAGUGCAAUUUUAUUGUUUUAUAUUUUUUUUUUAAAAAAUUCAAUCUUAACUUAUUUUGUUUGUAAUGCUUAACUUUAUUGAUUAAACUGUACACUUCUCAAAGCUCUUUGCUAAAGGUGAGGGAGAUGGGCAGUUAAGAACUGUGAAAUAUAAAUAAAUAAACCUAAUUCAUGUUUUGGAAUGUAUGCAUAGAAAGAGAUUUCUCCCCCUGAGAAAAUAAUUGAUCUUGCUAUUUUAAAAUAUGCUGCUUGAAUACCGAGUUCCACAUUUCAAGUAUGCAUCAGCUAACAUGAUAUAAAUUGAAGAUAUUAUAUUCCCUUUGCCUUUACACACCUAGCAGACAGUGUAAAUAUGCUGAUGAAACUACACGAUGUAAGAUCCAGGGAAUGGCCCAUGGAAAGAUGCUUCUAGGUAUUUGUAUGUAUAAGAUCUUGUUGAAUCUGAUGCAUUCAAGAACACCUCAUUAAAAGGAACCCAGUGAUGGCUAACCUUUUCCUAAAGGCGUACCAAAAUUGUGUGUGCACGCGCUAUUGUGCGCACAGGUAUGCCCCACCUACCUGCACAUGUGUGCGUGAUACCCCAUGUGUGGGGGUUCACCCUCCUCAGGCUCCAGAGGCUUCCCUGAAUUCUUGGGAGGGCAAAAACGGCCUCCCCUGGCC
This is a messenger RNA of Thamnophis elegans (Western terrestrial garter snake), 2032 nucleotides long. It is a transcript of the gene SHLD1, whose product is annotated as shieldin complex subunit 1. The transcript has 3 exons. The coding region runs from base 94 to 759 and encodes 221 amino acids. The record is from RefSeq and is a predicted model, not a curated record. Gene Ontology annotation, biological process: regulation of double-strand break repair via nonhomologous end joining. NCBI's taxonomy places the organism in Eukaryota, Metazoa, Chordata, Lepidosauria, Squamata, Natricidae.